AUGACUAAACUACCACUGAGUGUCCUCUGCACUCUCUGUUUCACAUUAUUUCUCUUCCUCCACUCUAUCAACUGUUUAGUGAUAUCUCCAAAAAAGGGAAUGGCAUUUCCAAACUCUGGAGCUCCACAAACUAAUUCUUACAAAGAUUUGGCGCAAUCGUUGAAUGUUGCUUGGUGUUAUAAUUGGGGAAAUUCUGCUCCUUCCACUGGACUGCCAUCUGUCACUUCAUAUGUUCCACAAAUUUGGGGAAGUGGUUCAAUUAAUAAUGCAACCAUGACAAAGUUGGCAAAUUUGAAUCAACAAGGAAUGGAUAAUGUCUUGUUGGGAUUUAAUGAACCUGAUUUGAGCGAGCAAUCGAAUUUGACUCCACAACAAGCAGUUAAUUUGUGGCCGAAAUUGAUGGAAACUAAACGAAAGUUGGGUUCUCCUGCUAUGGCUGGUUAUGCUCCUUCCACUGAUUCAUGGCUUUCUCAAUUCAUGACUCUUGCAACUACAUCUAAAUUGCAAGUUGACUUUAUUGCUGUCCAUUGGUAUGGAACUCCACAAUAUGGCUCAUCAUUUCUUCAAAUGGUAGACGAAACUUACAAGAAAUACAAACUCCCAAUUUGGGUAACUGAAUUUGCAGCUGCCGAUUGGAGUGCAACUGCUUCAAAACCAGCUCCAUACACUCAGAAAGAUGCCAUCAACUUUAUGAAUGUGACAGUGAGAGGUUUAUUAGAAAGAUCAUAUGUGGAAAGAUUUUCAUGGUUUGCACCAAUUAAUCCAAAGGAUCCCAUCAUGGGAUUCAGUGCUGUGUUCAAUGAGGAUGGAAGCUUGACUGAGGUUGGAAAAUUAUAUGCCUCCUUGGGUGUUAGUAAUGAUAAUAAUAAUAAUGGAAAUCCAGCAAUUUCAAAGAAAGUUUCAACUUCAACUAGAACUUCAAUGGGAAGUGGAGUGAAUGUUAUCUCUUUGAAUGUCUUGAUGAUUAUUCUUGCCUUAUUUGUACUAAUUGUAAAUUAUUAAAUAUUUAAUAUUUUGUAAU
Naegleria gruberi is the source of this 1021-nucleotide messenger RNA. RefSeq lists its product as uncharacterized. Gene Ontology annotation, biological process: fungal-type cell wall polysaccharide metabolic process. The coding region runs from base 1 to 1002 and encodes 333 amino acids. The transcript has a single exon. Lineage: Eukaryota; Heterolobosea; Eutetramitea; Acrasida; Naegleriidae. Gene Ontology annotation, cellular component: fungal-type cell wall. The record is from RefSeq and is a predicted model, not a curated record.